This is a messenger RNA of Drosophila arizonae, 3416 nucleotides long. It is a transcript of the gene blot, whose product is annotated as solute carrier family member bloated tubules. Lineage: Eukaryota; Metazoa; Arthropoda; Insecta; Diptera; Drosophilidae. Gene Ontology annotation, cellular component: plasma membrane. Gene Ontology annotation, biological process: nitrogen compound transport; sodium ion transmembrane transport; amino acid transport. Gene Ontology annotation, molecular function: glycine:sodium symporter activity. The record is from RefSeq and is a predicted model, not a curated record.
GGUUGGUUGGUCGUCGGUGUGUUCGUUUUGUUCGCUCCUCAGCUACUCUCGUGUCUGCGCUCGCUUGCGUGCGUACGUGUGUGUGUGUGCGAGUGUGUGAGUGUGUAUGCACGCGUCUAUGAUAUGCAAAUGAUAAUUGUAAAAGCCGCAACGAUCGCAUAUAUAUUGGCAGUAAACGGGGUGCAUACACUUAUUGCUUGACUGUGACUGGCUCAAAAGUGCCCUACAGCUUUGGCCUACACACACUCGACGGAUCCUUAACGCUGUCGUCGCGGGCGGGGCAGGCGUUGCCUUUGCCUUUGCCUUUGGUCUCCGACUACCCAACUCCAAAAUCUGAUCGAUGAGCAGCAACAACAAUUUGAAGAGUCGCAGCAGCGACGCGGCCCUCGCGGACCAGCUCAGCAGUUUGCCUAGAAGUGUACAGCCCACGGGCGCGCCCAUCUACAAACACAUAUCCGGUGGCAUGGCCACCUUGCCACGCCCCGACAGCGAGCAUCGCCUGCGCAGUGAUUCGAGCAACGCGCGCACCUGCGUCUACAUCGGCGGUGCAGGUGGCAUCACAACGGCGGCCACCCUCGAUCGUCGCCAGCCACAGCGCAUGUCCUGGCUGAAUAUGCGACGGGCGAAGGCGGACGGGGAGAUGGCGACGGUGACGCCCUCGCCACAAACAACGCGCAGCUGCAUCUCGACGGUGUCCAGUGUGGUGGACAGCGGCGGGGGGCGCACCACAGCCACCUCGGGCCGCAUCAGCUCCAGCGGCAUCAUCACGCUCAGCGGCAGCAACAAUACACUGAGCGAGAUCCAGGGCUACCACGAGCACGACUUGCACGAUGGCGUCUCCAAGAACUAUUCCACGGUUUCGGCAUCCGCCUCGGCCUCGGCCCAUUCCGCGCACAACAUAACCACGGCGAGCAAUGCCAAGCUGCUGCCAGCGCCGGAGGAUGAAUCAAAUCAGCAGACCAAAUGCUCGGUAUUUCGCGGCCUUGUGCUGUGCAUUUGCCUCAACGUGAGCUAUGCGAAUGUGGUGCGCUUCCCACGCGAACUGGACCACUAUGGCUCGGCGUAUCUGGUGCCGUAUGUGGUGUUGCUGUUUCUAGUCGGACUGCCCAUGAUACUGCUCGAGAUAUCUGUGGGUCAAUUUCUGGGGCAAGGAGCGGCGCACACCUGGCGUGCAUCGCCCAUAUUCAAAGGGGCCAGCAUCAUUAGCCGCUUUGCAUCUUGGGUGUCAGCUAUAUGGAUAUCCUUGCAGGCUGUGCUUGCGCUGGGCUACAUAGGCAUGUUUGCCUCCAACGGGAUCCCAUUUCGCGAGUGCGUGGGCAACCUGAAGCUGAGCAUGCAAGGAUAUACGGUGACGGGCAACAGCGGACAGGAGUGCUUGCAGCAGACCUUUCUAACGCCCUUCUGGCGCAAUCCGCUCUACUUUGGACUGCUGGCUGCGGGUCUAAUUGGUCUGUGGAUAGUGGUUAUGUUGUGCACGCACAAUGCCAAAGUCCUGCGCCGCAGCUUGUUUGUCUAUGGCCUGGUGGGGCUUUGUUUGCUCUGCGCCUUGACUGGCUGGGAGGUGCGCAACUCCUUCUCCCGCCACUACUUUCCCGAGCUGUGGGCCUUUGACCGCACAUUGCUCGCCGAGAGCAACAUCUGGUUCAAUGCCUUGAUGCAGGUGUUGUUCUCCUUGAACUGCGGCUUUGGCGCCAUGCCCAUGGUGACGGGCAAGUUCCUCUACAAGGGCGACGCAGUGCGCACCUCCGUGGUCUAUCUGUGCUUCAAUCUGCUGAUCAAUGCCAUUGCCGUGACCCUGUUCAUGGUUCAGUUCGAUUUCUCGUCCAAUGGCUUCCCGCUUAUGGACGAGCUGAAGCCGCUGACUGCCAUCUAUGAUCGGGUUCUCUAUGGCGCUCAGUCGGAGGGCGAGCUGCUGCGUCAUCUGAUACCCUCGUUGAUCUAUGCGCUGAUCAUCUUGUCGGCGCUCGUCUCCAUCACCGUCGCCGUCUAUACAUCGACGCGCUUGGUGCCCCGUCGGCCCAGCUAUGUCAUUUGCCUGAUUGCCUUGGUGGUGGCCGUCAUGUCGUUCGCGGCGCCCAAGUUCCUGAUUGCCCGAGUCCUGGACUCACGCAUUGUGGGCACUCUGGUCAUUACGGCGCUGGUGUUCGAGUUGAUUGCCAUCACGUGGAUCUAUGGCGCCAAGAAUAUCUAUACGGAUCUGGAGUUCUCGAUCGGACGGCCCAUCUUCCGCGGCUGGAUGUGGAUGUGGUGUAGCUGCCCGGCCAUUCUGACGGGCAUUUUAGUGUGGUGGUGCGCCGACGACGAUCAGUUCGAUCUGCUGGCGGGCUACUUGCCCCGCUGGGCGCCCAUUCUGUUCGCCCUGGCGGUGAUCAUGAUUAUCGCUUGCAUACAGAUCUUCCGGCAGGUGGAAUACAAUUUCUUUGGCAUGAUCUGCGAGGCCUCGAAGCCAGCCAAGGAAUGGGGUCCAGCCGAUCCACUGGCGCGCCACUCGUGGAAGCAAUGGCGUUCCGUCUGCCAGGACACCGGAAGGCGUGACUUCACCCUGCGUCGUCGCGGCACUCGUGACUACACGCACUCCAUCAAGAAGGGCCAGUACUCGAGUGGCCAAAAGCUCGGCGCCAAUGGUCAGACAGCGCAUCCACAGCAGACGCACUGGAAGUCCUCCACGCCGGGCAACAGCUCGCCCAACUACAGCGGCUCCAUGUUUGGCGACUCGGCCAUCGAGGAGGACAUUAGCGUGGACAAGUUUCCAGGCAUCACGCAGCAGUAUGUGCCAUUCCAGGCCAGCGAUGGCAAGCCGCUCAGAUACUCGCAGCGGGCACGCCAAACAGCGCAGCCACAGACGCUGACUCGCCUGCCGCCGGGUCCGACGACAGUGGAGAAGCACCGCGAGGUGGUAUACAUAAGGCGGCUGUCGGAUGGCGGCAGCGGCAGCCAUGCCACACGCAUUGAGAUAUCGCCAUCCAACGAGUCGAUUACCUAUGGCAAUGGCAAGGCCAACGGUAACGCCAAUCUGGCCAUGUCCCGCAACCCUUUGGGCCGCUCCACUGGCUGCCUGGCGCCGGCGCCGGCGCAUAAUCCGAGUCACAUCAAGCGCUCGGCCAGUUCCGUGGUGAAUGUCAACACGCACAAGCUACCUCCGCCGACGUCCGCGGCUGCCGGCGAUCACAUCUGUUGGCGCAAGUUCAACAUCAAUCCCGAGGAAUACUCCACGGAGCUGUGAGCUGUGUGAGCUGUGAGCUGACGGUAACGAAGCAUUCACAUCCAAAAGACUUGUCGCAUCCAAAAUAAGAGAAAGCAUGUAUCUGAAUCUGUGCAGAUCUAUCUUUAAGCUACGAACCACUACUACGAACUAUGCCCAUAUGCAAAGUGUAUCUUCUAGUUUUCAACUGUACAUAUAUAUAGAGAUAGAGAUA